Molecule: messenger RNA, 23410 nt
Organism: Pelobates cultripes (western spadefoot toad)
Lineage: Eukaryota; Metazoa; Chordata; Amphibia; Anura; Pelobatidae
Source: the annotation of a GenBank genome assembly
CUGCACACAUGAUUAGAAUCUGUCUCUCUAGCUCCCUCUGUCGCAGGUAAGUGGACAUUGCAGGGCAAUGCACCGGAAGCACGUGUGGCGACGUUCGUGCCGACAUGAUACUCCCGGGCUGCUCUCUGCGUACCCGGGGCCACGGCAGCCGGCACAUCGCCUGAGGAGUUCCGGUCACCGCGGAUAAUAUGUCUCAGGACCCCGAUCACCCACCGGCCAAGAGAUUCAAGCCGGGCUCUCCUCCAUUUCACGCCAGCCGGAGAGCGGCCAUGCAGCCCGGACACAGAAAGCCCCCGGUGCCCAUGGAGCUGCAGCGGCGGAGCCUCCCCAUCUACCAUGUCCGAGCUCAGCUCAUAGGACAGCUCCGGCAGCUGGACAGUGCGGUCAUCAUCGGUGAGAGGCUAAAAACACCCUGCUGUCAUUAAUGGGGCCAGCUCUGUUACCAUGGAGGCUUUAUACAGUACUGGUCCUGGACAGAAAUAUUGGGUCACCACGAAAACCACUGGCCAACCCCUAUCAUUCCUAUCCAGGAACACACACAUAUGUACACAUUCCAACCACACACUUUCCAGGAACACACAGAUAUGAACAUAAACACAGAUUGUAUACACAUUCCAACAUAAACACAGAUUGUGUACACAUUCCAACCAUACACUUCCCAGGAACACACAGAUAUGUACACAUUCUGACAUACACAUUCCCAGACAUGGGAAUGAAACUGGCAGUAUACAUGUAAAACGCACAGACAACACAUCCAUCACACACAUUACACAGCCUCCACACUUUACAAUAUUGUGAGAUUUAUUACAGUGGAGCUCUGUGAUACUGUCGUACAAUAUAUUAUAAUGUGCUUCGUAGCUGUGGAGCUCUGUGAUACACCAAUGUGCAUAUUAUUGUGGAGGAGCUCACUGAUACAUUCAUACAUGCUGUAUGUUACUGUGAGUUCAUAAAGACUGUGUUGGAAUUUAACCGAAAUGCCAACCCAGUCAAAAGAUAACAUUGGACAAAGUGACUAUUUUCCUACAUUCGACAAAUAGGUGGAUCUGCUUCUGUCAAGCCUUCAUUUGUCGCUUGUGAUGGUUGAGGGGAAAAGUGUUGUGUGGCAAAAAUGUUUUAAAUCAAUGAUCUUUGUGUUUGUAUGUGUACUAUAUGUGAGAGGUGGCAAAAUGCAUCUUCUAGUGUAAGUAAAAGUUAUUACACUAGCUUUUUUUUUUUUCAUAUUGAGAAGCAUUAUGAAUGCAUUGCCACGGUCAGUGGAGUACUUCUGAAUCCAUUGCUUCUGUUUGGGAAUUAUUCAUGGCUUUCGGGAGCAUCAUACUAUGCGUGAUGUUGCCGAACGUAAAGACUUUAGAUAAUUGAACUUUUCAAUGAGGAAUCUCUAGUAGCUGUCAAUCUGACAGUUUCUAGUUCUUGGCAGAAUGUAACCAUUGAGAGUGCCUAACUGAGGCUUUCAGCUAGUUAGUCCGCCUUGCAUGACCAGGUUUAGCUCAGUGGAGCUAACAGAAGGUCCUUGCAAAGCUUUCAGCUCCACAUGCACAUGGCAGAUUCUAAGUCAGUUGUCAAACCUAUUGCAAAUGUGUAUUCCUGAUACUAUAGUUCUGAAACUAGAGGUUCGUGGUUAAAAAAGGUGUAAAACUCACCUUUUCCCCCACCAUCAAGCAGAUUUGCUGCGGCUAGCCCUGCGCCAUUCCACCUCCAUGGCUGAGAUGAUCAAUCUUGAUUUAUACAGCAAAAUGCUGCUCUGCACUAAUCGGCAUCUCCUCAUAGAGAUGCAUUGAAUGAAUGCAUCUCUAUGAGGAACCUUCAUCGGCUUCAUGGAGGCGCUGAACGUCAUUUGCAGCACUAACUAAGGAGUCUGAGUGACGACCACUGGAGGUGUUACUAGGCAGUAAUGUAAACACAUUAAACUGUAGUUGUUCUGGUGAUUAUAGUGUCAUUCUAUGCUAAAGUUGUUGAUUCUUAGAAUAUCUUUUGAGGAAUAAAAAAGCAUAUGCAAAUUUAGAGAAAAAAAAGUAAUACGUUUUAGGCAAAAGGCACGUUUGCAAAAACGAUACUGAAAACCUGCCAGAGGCAAUAAAGAAAAUACUUUUUAUACAUUUGAAAGUGGCAGAUUUGUAAACACUCCCCCCUUCCUCUCCUUCACCCCCCCGAAAAAGAAAAUAACAACAACAAACAGAUAAGGAGAAAUGAGGAAUAUUUUGAUUGGAAUACAAAGAAAACGCACCAGAAAUAAAACCACAAAAAUGUUAACAUGAAACUUUUUAUUAGAACAACAUUAAUAGCCCAAUGAUGAACAGUAAUUUUAAUCUCUAGAGCGUUUAAAUUUGCUGUACAGCAUUGGCCUCUUCGAUUUCAAGUAACAAUUUUCUUUAUUUUUAAGCACCAUUAAUAGUAAUUACUAAAUAACUGUAAGUCUGAUGAAUGUUCUACUUUGUGUAAAUAUUGGUGUUUUAUUUUGCAGGUGAGACAGGCUCUGGUAAAACCACUCAGAUCCCUCAGUACCUCUAUGAAGCCAGCAUUGGGCGGCAAGGUAUCAUAGGUGUGACACAGCCUCGGAGGGUGGCUGCUAUAACCCUUGCAACUAGGGUCUCAGAGGAGAAGAAAACGGAACUAAGUAAACUUGUAAGUACCGGUAACUUCACUGCUGUGCUUUUUAAUCACCAGUGUGCCUCCUUUUGCAUUCUGUUUUAAUUUGCUGAUAAACAAACAGAGAAAAGACAGCAACUCAAAAGCAUGCCCUUUUGGGUAUUUCAAACUCUGGUCUCUUACAAGUUUUAGUUCAUGAUUUAUUUUAUUACAAAGUGAACCUAGACUUUUUGCCUCUCAGAAUGAUCCUAGCCACCUGGGCAGUUCAGAACUGUAAUGCUAGGAAGCAAAUAAUAUGGCAAACCUAGAUGACCUUUUGGGCUUUGGUGGGCCUGGUCAGUGAGAUGUGGCUGAUAUGCCUCUAGACACUUUUGGGAGGCCAUAAUAAUUUUCAAGCUAACAAUAACUUAGUUCUAUUGCUUGAGAUUCUUAGAUUCCUUCUCAGCACACCCCUGCCUUGUCAUAUUGCUUCCUUGGUCCCUUUGUGUCCCCUAAACUUCUUGUUCACUCAUGAUUUCUCUUCUGAUUUCUUUAUGAUCUUUUCCAUAUAUAUAUAUAUAUAUAUAUAUAUAUAUAUAUAUAUAUAUAUAUAUAUAUGGAAUACUCUUAUUCUGCUUUGCUUGUGAAAUCUGAUUUCACACAUACAAAUAUUAAUAAUGAGCACUAGUUUUGCUAUUUUGUCUUGUCUUUUGUGACUAUGAUAAUAUUGCCAUGCCAAAAUGUAUGGCUAUAUCUUUACAUUAAAUGCAGUGUUUACCAUAGCCACCAUGUUUUCAGGGACACAUAUCACAUAUACAUAUUGAUGGCAGCACAUGAAAAUGGUUUCUCUGUAGUAAUUCAGAAGAAGGUGUAUUAGUUAAGCAAUAGGGCAAUGAAGAAUCCUGCAUAAUAUGCAUUAUAUGUACUGCAGGGCAACCCUUUAAUACAUUUUCAUAAAUAUGACAUUUUAUUUGUCCCUGAAAACAUGAUGGAUCUGGUCACCCUGUUUUAAAUGAGGCUUUAAAAAAAAAAAAAAAGUUAUCUGUCCAUGUAAGUAGAUGUAUGUUUUAAUUUAUAUAAUGCUCUCAUAUAUUUUUAGAUUGCUUUAUACUUCCUUUUGCUUGUAAAAUAAAGUCCCAUGCAAAGCUCUAAUUAUAAUUGUUGAUACCUGAGCAAUUCAGAACUAGACUCGCUAGAAUUGUGAAGGUUAGAGCAGCUAUGAGAACUGUCACAGCAAUGUAUGCCAUCUAUUUGUACAUUGGCCUUAUACAAUUGCUAGUGAUUUCUCUUUACCACAAGGUUUGAGUUGUCUUUUUUGCUAUGGUUGGUAAAGCUCCACACAUUAUAAAGGUGUGAAUUGAUGUUUAAUUUUUACUAACUGAAAUAUGCUACUUGGAGUCUGAUCCCUGUAAAUGUGGUGGUGUUUUUUUUGCCCCCUCUGUGGUCAUCCUUUCCUCCAUUUUGCUAGGUAAAAGUGACCCAGUUUUCUUGUUUGAUCAUACUUAAACAUGAAUUUAAUUUGUCAGGUGGGAUACACAGUACGUUUUGAAGAUGCCACAUCAGAAGAGACAAAAAUCAAGUUCCUCACUGAUGGAAUGCUGCUCCGUGAGGCGAUUGGAGACCCACUUCUACGUAAAUAUAGUGUCAUCAUUUUGGAUGAGGCCCACGAAAGAACAGUGCAUACUGAUGUGCUCUUUGGGGUUGUAAAAGCUGCACAAAAGAAAAGACGGGAGCUUGGGAAACUACCUCUCAAAGUAAGAACAGCCUUAAUCUAAAAGGGUGAAAAGGUAUUUUGACAAUAUCAUACAAAGUUAUUUAAAUUCUUAAUUAUUGCAUGAAAGCUUCAGCAAAUCCCACUUUAUCCUCCAUUCAAAGAGAAUCAAAUGGAUCGCUUAUCCGAAAAAUGUGCGGACGGCUGAUCUCUUUACUACAAGAAACGUAGUGAAUAUGUAUUGCUAGCCAAAGCAACUAGUGAAUAAACAAUACUCAAUAAGUUAGUUUGAAUUAAAAAAACAACAAAUUUUGUUUGUUUGAGUAGCCUGCAUAUGUACAUCAAAACAAUCAAUUCAGUCUGUGGUUAUCAGCACAGAGAUAAAAAUGUCUUGUUACAAGGGAAAUCCUCCUUUGGGCAUCAUUUCUGCUUGCCCUUCAGCAUAAGGGAAAGCAAAGCCUGCAAGGUGAAGGAAGGAUGAGGGGCAGGCUCUGUGUGAGUGCAGCAGCGCAAUAAAAAGUGCCAGAAUUAUUUAUUGUAGAAUUAACUGGCAUGACAAUGGAGACAGAGAACAGAUAUUUUAUUUACAUAUAAAAAAGCCAACAUAAGGUAUUGGUGACUUUUAACCUGUUACGGGAAGGAAGUAUGUACUUCCCAAAUGGGGUUAUGCAGUCGAAUUGUGUCUAACAACACCACCCACUGAAAAUAUGAUUUGUGAUUUCAACAAGAGACAGGGGUAAUGGAAAUACAAUAAAACAUGAGCUUUUAACUGUAUUAAGGGAGAAACACUUAAUUGUAUAAUGUGAGUCAAGCCAAGUGGUAAGAUAACUGAAAACCCAUAUAAUUUAUGACAGGGUCACAUUAAAUAGUAUGUUAUGAUAGUAGAGGAGCUGUAUAUUGCUCUCUGCUUACUACCAGUGUUGUGCCAUUACUGCAAUGUGCCUCGUCUGGCACCCCAUUAAUUGCUGUUUUCAUACCUUACAGGUAAUGAUUAUGUCUGCCACAAUGGACGUGGAUUUGUUUUCUCAGUACUUUAACGGUGCUCCGGUUCUUUACCUCGAAGGUAGACAGCAUCCCAUCCAAGUCUUCUACAGCAAGCAGUCACAAAGUGACUAUCUUCAAGCUGCGCUGGUCACAGUCUUCCAGAUUCAUCAGGUAUUGGUUGUCAGACUCUGCGGUCAUGAGAUAGGUGUAAAAUCUGAAUGCGAUAUCUGUAUAUGUAUAUAUUAUCGGUAGUUGAGCGACUGAAACCACGUAAUCUUUGCAACAUAUAGGUCAGGAAACUACUACUCUACUAGUCUUGCUUGACUGAACAGAAGAUGUCAUCUAUUGUCUUUGGGCAACAAAAGCAGUACACAUCACAAUAACGAAUGUGAAACAUAAUCUAAUGAUGUUGCUAGCAGUGUGCAAUAUUUGGUGAUGUAACUUAUCUUGUUUUUUAUUUAACAAUUUAAAGUGACACCAAAACAGCAUACGUUUAAUAAAUCUCUUUUGGUGUAUAGAUCAUGUCCCUGCUGUCCCACUGCUCAUAUCUUUGUCAUUUUGGGGUUAAAUCACUUUUGUUUUUGUUUAUGUACCCCUAACCACUUCUCCCCUAGCUGUGACUGACACGGCAUACAUUUAAAAAAAAAAUGGUUUUAUUUUCAGUCAGAUGAGACAGUGCAGCCUGUUUACUGAACUUGUUUUUUUUUUUUUUUAACUUUGUGUAAUAAGGUAGCAUAAAAAUGAUUACUAUGUUUUCAGGAAAUGUGUAGAGGCUGUGUGAGUCUAAGCCAAAGAGGUGUGGCUGGAGCUGCAAUUAAGUGGCUUAACUUCUUAAUGGCAGAGAAUUGAGCAGUGAGACUGUAGGAUAGGUGUGCCCAAUUGGAGAUGUGCCUUGAUGUGUUAAAACUACAGUUUCCAUGAUGCUUUGUCAUUCUAAAGGCAUGCACAGCAUCAUGGGAGUUGUAUUCCUACAACGUUACGCUAAGAUUGUUUAGGUUCUUAGUUUCCCAUUAAGUAAUUUGCAACAGAUGUUACAUACAACACGAGUAUGCUGUACAAGCAUACACGUGUUUAAAAAGCAAACACUACUUCGGCAUUUGUGACAGAAUGCCUGCAACAACCACAAUGAAAACACUUGCUUAGCCGUCUACAGCCUGAAUCUCUUCACUGACAUUUAUUGAGCACUAAUAACGUGUUCUAUACUUUUCUGGUUUAAUGAGUGUUCUGUAUGAUUAUUACCGUUUCAGCACAUAGUGUGCAAACCAAAAAAAUCACCCCUUCCCUGUUCCAAGAUGUGCACUAUAAAAUUGUAUCAUAACAACUACAAUUCUAUAUCUACUGUGGUUAAUAUGUUGGUAUAGAAAUCCUAUUAUCAUGCAUUUUAUAACCUAUUACCCCUUUUAAUCAAUUUUUUUGGUAAUUAAAUUUACCAUUGGUCAUUCCAGGUCAGCUGUUAGUAGCUGUUGCAUGACCCACUAACCACUGGAGAUUUUCAUGUAAUCUUCAGCAUUUAAGAAUAAAUGUAUUGUCAAGUAGUAUGACAAAAUAAGUUAAAAUAGCAUAGUGACAGCGAAUUUCCAUUGCAAGCAAACUGACUACAUCACACAGUAUUAUUUGCUGCAAGAGAGCAGUAAUAAAGGUGUGUGUGUGUGUGUAUCAAACAUCUCUGCAUCAUCAGUUACCACCAGUGAGAUUAAUAACGAUGAUGGACUGACACAUAGCCAUCUUUACACUCAAACACCUAGAAGACCCUCCUUUUGUAGUGUUUAUAGUAUAUUUUCACAUACAGAUGGUCUCUAACAUAUACCACUCCCUCCCAUCAUACUUUGAAAGCCACACAUACAGGCCUCAUUUUAUAAUUUCUUUUUUUUUUUUUAUUAGCAAUGUUCCAUAAUUAAAAAUGAAAACUCCUAUGCUAUUAGCCAGGCCUUAAGUUACUGGCCACUGCAAGCCAUAGUAUGCUCAACAGGUGAAUUUCUGCUACAUUUUCACUUGCAAUUUGUUAGCGGCAAGUUGAAAUUUUGAGCCCUGGUCUAGUUAAUGAGAUUUAAUAUUCCCAUUACAAAUAUCAUAAUGUACUCAUAUAGACUCCAAUAGACUGGAAUUGAGUAACCAUGAUUUAUCUAUUAGAUACACAAAAUGUAGAGGGAAAUUUAUUGAUACAUGCUUGUCUUUAAACAGUAUACACGUUUUAACCCCUUGUUCUCAUGAUCCUUUUUAUUUACUUGUCAUGAUGCUUAUAUGAAUUAUUUUGCUGUUCCCAAAGGAGGCACAGCCAUCUCAUGAUAUUUUGGUGUUUUUGACGGGUCAGGAAGAGAUUGAAGCGAUGACAAAAACAUGUAGGGACAUAGCAAAGCACCUCCCUGAUGGUUGCCCACAGAUGAUGGUGAUGCCUCUUUAUGCCUCUUUACCACAUUCUCAACAGCUGCGAGUGUUUCAGAGUACACCAAAGGUGAGUUUGUAUACGGUGGUUACCAUUGUUUGCAUUGCAGUCCUUAAAAUAUACAUUAAACUUCUACUGUAUGUAAAUGCUGCCAUUGUUUGAGGUCUGUAGUUUUUAUUAUGCAUAGACAAAUAGCAGUCCUGGUUCUCUACAUUCUAAAAACGUUUUUUCCCAAUAAUAGGUAAUUUAGCAUUUUUUUAAUUUUUGCACAUAUUAAAGUAAUUGGAAUGGAUGGAGCAAUGAAAACAGUAAUGAAAUAAGCUACUUAAGAUGCUAAUAAAAUUAAUCUGUUUCUUCAAUUUUCCCCAAAAUGCGUGUUCGAAGAGAAAGUAGUCCAUGUGUAGCGUCUCUUUAAACAAUUGUUAGAAAUGUUGUGUUUUUUAAAAUAUGUAUUUAGGAGUAUGGAGCGUAGUAAGAUUUAAUGGCAAAAACCACCCCUUUGUCUUAAAGUGAAGUCAUAACUUUGAAUACCUUUUUUUCCAGAAUGGAACUAGAAUAGGACAUUUCUAAAACAGAUGUAGUUAUGAGCCAAGCGCUGCACAGCACGUGCAGCACUGGCCUGAGUUUUCAGUGAAAAAUUUACAACUUUUGGAGAAUGUCAUACCAAUUCAUCAUAAUCUUAUAGUUAAUAAUCUGGGUUUUAAAGCAUAAAGUGCUUAAAUGCAAAAUGUUCAUUUUGGACCAGUCUUGGUCCUUGAAGGACAUCUGCAGAGCACCGUCCUAGUACGACACAAAUUUAAAUGCUGAUAUUGAGUCACAAGCAAAAGCAAUUUAUAAAUGGUCAAUAUACCCUGAGCCAAUGGUUUUGCUUGAAAAACAGUAUUGAUCAAAGGUCAUAAGUUGCCUGUGUAAGAUCAUCUAGGGAGAAAGCAAUCUAUAACAAUAACAUUGGUUGUCUACCUUGGAUCAAAUAUGGUAAGGGCAACAUGUCUUCAUCCGAACUGAGGGUACUCACAAAGAGGGUUGGACCCCUGUCUAAGAAUCUAAAGGUGCGCUCAUAAUACCCUGUUGGGAAGGCAGGGUUAUUCGUUGAGAGUGACAACUGUUUACCAAAUUUUUAAGAAUGAACUGGGAGUAUAAAUAAAUGGGAGCAACUUAACGUGUUAAAUGUAUGCCAUUCCACAACCUGAUCCAAAUGAGCCACCUUGCUUCAGGAAAAUAAGUAAGAUGAUAGAAUUUAACUCUAGGCCUGCUGCCCUUCCAUGCAUAAUUCAAGAGAGCAGAAUUCAAAGAGGGCAACUGAAUUGUAUCUGCAGACAAGAAGUUUGGGCAACAGUACAUUAACAGUCUUAGACUUGUCAGUGUUAAGUUUAAGAUAGCUCAGCUAAGCACCUUUGAAACUCCUUCAAAAUAUUUGAGAGAGAAAUGGAAGGCUGUUCAACAUAACAGUAAACCAUCGGCCUACACCCUAGGUCCUAUGCAAUUGAAUUAGAAAAUAAUGGCCAUGAGAAACCGUUCUAAGGUUCAAAAAGCAGUAGAGACCAGGAAUAACUUCACCUGCUCCAUUUAUGAUAUUGACCUCAUCUGUAAGUGGCCCAUGAUAGGGGACACUCAAGACCCCUAAUGCACUUUAGCUUACUGAAGUGCUUCAUGUGUUACGGGUGUAUCUGUUUUCAUUUUACAAAAAGUACAGAUUUAAAUAAAAAAUCUUGUUAAAUCCGUUGGCUAUCAGACAAUCCUGUUCUUUCUUAGUUUUGUUAGCUCAGUGGAGCUAAACUCAAGAGACAGACCAUUGCUCAGAGCACCUGCCUUGCAAAGACUUAUCAUUGAGCUGUUUUGUGAAGUCUUUUUUAUUAGGCAAUCACAGAAAACAUGGGUUUGGGGAAGAAGAGAGCAUGUAAAGGCUGCAGAUGUGAUUUGCACCAUUUACAGGCUGUAUAUACCCCCAAUGAAAAAAAAUGCAUAAUUAAUUAAAUGCUUGUUUUCCAUGGGAGUAUAUCUACUAAAUAGUGUUUAUUUUUUAAUUUGGGCAGUGGGGUGUCUGUUAAACUCAAACCCUGGCUGUUGUAAAAGUGUAUAAAGCUUUAAUCCAAGUGCAGCCGUUGUCCUAAGUCCCAUUUAAUGUAGAGCCAUGUGCAUGAAAAGCUAAUUCACCUAUUAAAAAUGUUCUCUGCAUCAGUAGAAUGGAGGUGCAUAGAACAAUGUGAUUGCUGGGCCAUAUUAAGAUGACAAAUCAUAUUAUCUUUUGCGUCUCUACUGGGGACUUUGAUCUUAUUUUUUUUUAAUCUUUAUUUUGUCGUGCAUAUAGAAUACAGAGAGGCAAGCAAUGCCACAACAGCUGUUGCUAGCCUAAUUAUCAACAUUCAGAGAUGUAACGAACUACACUUUGCCACUGACUUUUGGAGAGGCCUGCUUGCCAGCCUUUUGCCCUGUGACUAUGGCCCCUGGGGUGUAUUGCCAUUUAAAAAGUAUAUUUGGGCUUAUGGGUUUUAAUACACUAUUUCUGCCCCAAGAAUAUGGGCCCUGCAAAAUGACAUGCUUAAAAAUGACUUCCAAGUGGAAAAUGUGCCUCUUCCCCUUCCACCGUUUUCCUGUCCUUUUGUUCUCCAGCAGGGCGUUGUCCCAGGGACACUGCCAGACCAGUUGAAACUGGCUGCUUUGUCCCUCCUCAAUCUCUCAUCAGCCCUUGCUAUUGCUUAACCACAUGGUGUUCCAACUGUAUUCGUGAGAUCUGAGCGCAUCUCGGACAUAUUGAGCGCUCAGAUCCACGCUAUCUGGGGAUAUGUUGGACAUAUAGGUUAAAAAGAGUUACGUAUUUUUAUGUAGUUUUUGUACUUGGAGAUAUUUCCUGUACCUGGAGAUAAUUGGCAUACCACACCCACUUAAGCCAAUUAUCUCCAGGAUAGAGGAGAAUAUAGACCGGCUGCACAGCCUAAAUCUGUGUAACUGUUUUGGGCAUGAAAGCGAUGCUUGCAGUCGGUCAAAUAUGACUUCCAGCUAUCUUCCGAACCACUGGACCAAGUCGUAUGACUUUUGAAUAUGUUUGUUUACUGAUUAUGCUGGUUCGGAAAAUAUAACUUUUAUUAAAAUUACGUGUAUAGUUUUGAAGUUAUGAAUAUUGUGUAAAACUGUAUAUUUUCUGCCUGUGAUAAUUAACUUAGCCCAUUGUGUUCAGUAAUUAUAUCACAGGCAGAGGGGAGGGUUUGUGUGCCUUAGCUGGGAGUGUCUGACUGUGCUGUACUGUAUUGAUUGGCUGUUGUAACCCUGUGUCCUGUGUACCACAAGGUCCACGUGGGUGGUAACCUUGUUGGAAACUGUGUAUAAAAGAAAGGCCUUUUGUGCUCAGUAAACAGACCUUUUAUACCCCUUCAUGAAGUCUUGGCUCAUGUUUGGGGGAUUGGAGAAUUGCCUACACUGCUAUAAUCACUAUACUCCCCAGAGUAAGCUCUUGUAAGAGCUGUUCCUUGUUCCCGCUCUCUGGAUUUAGGAGAGGUUCACCCACUGGAAGCUGGAACCCGGUCUUGGGUCCAGGGUGGGUGGAGGACGGCGAAACCCCAACCAAGCUGCCGCGGUUCGUGGGGUUGGCAGUGGUUGUGGUGUUGAGUGCGGUGCUGAUGUUCCUUGGCGAGCACUAGGAGCAUCGUUUGACUGAGGCACCCAGUCGGGGUGGCAGGCGUUCCGUCACAAGAGACAUUUGUAGGCAUCCAGUAACAUUGCAAAUUUUAUAUUAUUUAAGUACAUUAUGAAAGAUGUAGUAAAAUAAAACAGCCAGUUAGCCCUGUGUGAAUCUCCAGUUUAGGUGAUAACCACAGAGCGGUUUACCCCUUGCCCAAAGACUAUGUGAGUAGUGUAGAGGGGCCAAUCUUUUAACCGGCAGGGGAGGGUGGGAGGGAAAGAUAAUAGUGUGGCUACUUGGCAAUGAGGUGCGUUUAGCAUUAGUCACUAAGUGGUAAAGCUUCCGCUUGUUGUAAGCUCAUUGUGCUUGCCUAUGAGACUACGUGGAGUAACCGCCUAUUAGGUUGUUAAACUUUGCAAGGAAAGUAAACUUGGCAAAAAAGAAAAAAAAAACGAGAAAAGAAAAAUUAAAAAGAACAAAAAAAAACCGAAACAAACUCUGUGGUAGACAUGUUGUAUGAUAAUGGUGGAAUUCAGAGUCCGCUUGGGUGGAUCAGCCUCUACUUCCUCAGGUGGGUGGCCUGACAGGUGAGGCUCUCUGGUUUUCUCUCGGAGUAAAUUCAUGAAUGGCUGCCGAGUUCAGCCGGGACAGGCCUAUUCCAGUUGGCAGUAAGGCCUGCAGUAUAACCUUUGAUUUUAGGUCCGAUUGCAGCUCCUGAUAUCUCUGUGGGAAGUCCCAUUAAGAGUAAACAAUACAGCUCGUGGUGUCUACCAUCUGUAGGAAAUCUCUCUGGCACAAAGGUGUUGCAGGAGAGGCUGCAAUGAUUUCCGCCAAGUUAGGGUGCUCUUGGUGAGAUCUGUGAAUACUGCUAGCGAGGAGCCCUCAAUCAGCAGAGGGAGGGUUUCCCUCGCAGAGCCGCAAGGACUGAGGCUUUAUCUGGGAGGGCUUGAAAUCCAAGUAUGAGGUCUGCAGUUGCUGGCGCUCUGGCUGGCUUUGGUAGCCGGAACUUACCAUCCAGCUUCAAGGAUUUCACCUGCUUUGGUGGGAGAAACACUCCAAGAAAAGCACCUUAUGUAGUGGGGUAGGUCAGCGAUUUCAGCUGACUCUGGUAUCCCCUGGACUUUCAGGUUGUAACGCCUUCUCUGAUCUUCUAAAGCAUCCAAUCUAUCUGAUGUGGUGGUCUGCUACCUUGGUGACUCUGGUGUCGUGAGUACUUGAGCAAGCAUCCAGCAGUGUGAUUUUUGACGCGGCCCCUUCAAUGGCCUCUUUAUAGCAGUCCAUGUCUGCCGUCAGGUCUUUGACUAGCUCCGCCAGCAUCUUUUUAAGUUGGUCUGCAUUGACCGGGUCCCCGGCUUUCUGUGGUUUAAUUCUGCGGUAUGGCAUGGGCCCAAAAGAUGCUCCUUCCAAGAAAUCCGAGGCAAACUCCUCCUCCUCCGAGAGGUCGUUGGCCAGCGCCAUUUUGGACCACACGGCCUGCUGCUUACAUGUCGUCCAAGAACUUAAAAUCUCUGUUUAAGAACGAUAUUGGACGAUAGCUGAAAAUAGUUAUCCUUUUAAACACCAAAGAAUGUUGUCAACAAUCUUUCUCUAAAAAGAAUUCUUCCAGAAGGAAAUGCUUGACUCUAUGCUGCUUAACAUCUGCUGAUGUUAAGCAGGCAGGCCAAUCCUUGCUGGCUUUAUACCUCCAAGGACUAGACUGUGACAGCAGUCUAUUAACAGUCUGGGAUAAUAUUUCCAGAAAACUACAUGAAUUUUAUUUAAUACAAAUGUAGUCAUAUUUGCCUUAAUUUUCCUUUCCUGACUAUUCUCAAUGGCAGCGUUAACUGUAGGUUAGCUCUGCAUUUAUUUGUUUUCCAUAUCACUUACCUCCACUUUGGCCCCUAGUCUGUGUAACACUAAAACACAUAUGGAAGAAAAACCAAUGCAGCCAUAGAUAAUAUCCAGGAAGAUAAAAUGACUGUAAGUAUUAAUUUUACUUGCCUGGCAAACCAUGGCAGCAUUAUUUGUUGGUUAAUUCCUGAUAGAAUUGCAGAGUAUGACACCAUCUAUCCCUGCAAACCUUCAUCAUCCUUCAAUAGUUGCACAAUUUGCAACUUCAUUGACUCGUGUCCCAUCAAUGAUGACUGUUUUACUCCGCUAACUCUUUCCUGCAGUAUUCUAUCAAUAGACAUUCCAACUCACCUCCUGCUACGUUAAUUCAGCAAAAGGGUGGUGCUCUGAGGCUAUUGCCCACCAGUAUGCUAGUGACCAAGGGGCAUUUUCCCCUGCUACGGUUUCCAGUGCUUCACUAUUGAUGGAGAAUAAGAGUGAAAGUAAGGUAAGAAAGAAGCAUGAAUUGACCAUGAAUUUAAAAAUUGGAUGUUGACAAUGUUGUGAUUCUCUAGGAAUGGAAUUUCUGCUGUCUGUUGUGUACAUCUCAGUAGAGUAUUAAUGAGGCAGCACAGCACAUUCCAGGUUGAUUAAUGGCCUUGUGGUUUGUUUUUAUUUUUCUGUAACUAAUGUGUUUGUAACUCUUUAAUUUAGACCAAAGUGCAAACAGUACACUCAGUACAGUACAACAGUACACAAAAACACUGGUUUUUGGAUGUCAGAAUGCAAAUUAAAUUAUGGUGGUUUUUUAUCUUUAUCAGGGUCACCGCAAGGUCAUUCUUUCCACCAACAUUGCAGAGACCUCUAUUACAAUUCCAGGAAUUAAGUAUGUGGUAGAUACAGGCAUGGUGAAGGCAAAGAAAUACAACCCAGGUAUGAUUCCAUAACUCAAGCGCUGUCACCGUCAUCCUUUGUAUAUUCUCCAUACACAUGAUUUUCUUCAAAUUGUGUCUCGUAUAAAAGUUAUUGUGUAAAUAUGCGGCCUGUAUGAGGAAAAUGACAAAUAUGCUGGAAGAUUACCCAUUCUGACUGAGCCUUAGAAGACCUUCAGGGAAAAAAACACAUCUAAGAUAAUAGUCUUACCAUCAUAGGAAGAAAUGUAAUUAAAUAAAUAUCACAUAUGUUAAAUAUUAGGUUAGGAAGAAGAGGACACUACCAAGUGCAGGGAGAAGGUAAGCAAGGCCGCAAGGGUAAACACCACAUGAAUCUAGAACCAGAAAGGGGGAAAAAAAGAAAAUAAAUGUUACUCUCAGGGUAAAGUUUGGAUAGUAGGAAGGAAGGCUAAAGAAAAUAAUAAAAUCUUUGAGACAACACUUAUAUUUAAAAUACAAAUGACCAGACAUAUAUGCAAGGGGUGUCCCUGACGAAAUGCUUGUUGGACAACGGUAGCACUUAAUGCACACUUAUUCCAAGUUCUCUGCCCUGCAUUUCUGAUUGUCUAGUAGUAGGGGUAUAUGUAGGCACACAACCUUCUAGUGUGUGCCUAGAAUCUGGGUGUAACUAGAGCGAUUUUCUCUCUCAAUGCACCCAUGUAAGAUAGUCUGUUUCUACAUGUACUCGGGAUUGUAGGGUAUAUCUAAUGACACUGUUACUCUAUCGUUAUACCUAUUCACACCUUUCUUCAGAAUGUACUAGGGUAGUCUCAGGAUUUAUCGAUGACAAUUGCUACAGUGAUGUUAUUUAGAGCUGUUGUUUACAGAUUUUGGUAUUUAUGACUCCUGUUACUCUGAUUUACAUCCCACAUUUAAACAAUCUGUUGAGGAAUGACUGCACAUCCUUUAGAGCCCUCUAUUGGGGAACAUUACCAGGUUUAGUGGGUAAACAUUUAGUUAACAUCUCCAAAAUUCCUUUUUGUGGAGAUUAGUCUGUUUACUGUGCUUUCCCUAUGAUGUCUCUUUAGAUAUUCUUUGUUGGACUCUAUAUCCUACUUAUUUUUUGAGCAUCCCUGGGACAGUGUUUUACAUUUGGAAUUUUUUUGUUUUAUUUUUUAAUUUAAAUAUUUUGAGAUUUCUGCAAACAUUAUAUAAUGAAUGUCUUAACAAUACAACUGAUUUAUUUUCCAUGUCUUCCUAGAGAGUGGUCUUGAGGUGCUAGCUGUUCAGAAAACUUCUAAAGCACAAGCUUGGCAGCGCACAGGGAGAGCUGGACGAGAGGACAGUGGGAUAUGUUACAGACUCUACACGGAAGACGAGUUUGAUAUGCUUGAGAAAAUGACCAUUCCCGAGAUACAGAGGUAUGUAUUAAAGCUAUUUAGAGUUUUCACUUUUUCUGUGUGUAAUAUAUUCCUAUGUAAGGGGAUUGCUAUAUGCAACUUUAAAAAAUAAAGAAAUGAUUAGGAAUCCAUAAUUUUUUUUUCAAAGUUAAUGCUUGUUUUUUUGAAACUGAAAACAAAUGCCUUGAUUUCAGUGAGAUAGAAUGUUAAAGUGGACAUUUGUGAAAGUUUUUCUGUGUUUUUCCAGGUGUAAUCUCGCCAGUGUGAUGCUGCAGCUUCUUGUCUUGAGAGUACCGAAUAUCCUUACCUUUGAUUUCAUGUCCAAGCCCUCUCCUGGUGAGUAUGUACAAAGCAUUAAUCAUAUACAAGCCAAUACCUGCUUAACCCUUUACACCAGUAUUCUUCAAAAAUGCAUUCCAGCUACUGUCAUGUUCUUGUCUAUGUAGUACUUUACUGUUCGUAAGCUCCUAUUAAAUUGCGGGAUGACAUUUUUUUUUCUUUUCAGUCAGCAAUUCAUUUUUAUUUAUUUUUUAUUUAUUUUACUGUCAUUUCACUGGUGAAAGUACCAUAAUGAGAGAGAAGCAAUUUUAAAUUUUUUUCAAAAUAUUUUUUGUCUGUUUUUGAAAUAAAGUACAUUGAUAGAAAUGUUUUUUUGAUAUUUGUGGACAUUGCAGUACACAAAGUUAAUAGUGGCUUUAAACCUGUUUGCUUAUAUCACAGACUCUGUACGGGCUGCCAUUGAGCAGCUGGAUCUGUUGGGUGCUGUGGAAAGGAAAGAGGACCAGGUCAUCCUAACACCACUGGGGAGGAAGAUGGCUGCUUUUCCAUUAGAGCCUAAGUUUUCCAAGGUAGCUGUGGUAGUAUUACUUUGUUUUCAACUCCUUAGCAUGUCUCUACAUAGUGGGGUGUAUUCAGUAAACUAGAACCUGUGGAGAACUGACAAAAAAGUUUUCGUUUAGGCCAAGAUAUCCAAAAUCUAUAGUGUACUUGGAAAUCCUUUCCAUCUCCACAAUUUUGCAAUUGUUUUGUCAGGUUUACACAAUUCCUAGUAUAUAAAUAAAGUACUUGACAAAAUGUACGUUUGUUCUUGAACGCCAAAUGUCUGAUUUUUGACUCUCACCAAUAGCUGCAUAGCAUAGGGAAGGCCACUUGAUUGUCAUUUUGGAAAGGUGUGUGAUUUAGAUUUUUACUUUUUAUUGUUAUUAAUACAUAUUAAUGGAUAAAUUGGCUAGUGCAUAGCCAAAGUGACAUUUCCCUAGAAUUUCUGAUAGUAUAUUUACUUUUUAUAAAUAUGUAUUUCUGAAGUGUGAAAAGUGUAAUUAAGUGUAGAAAUCCGCACUGCUUUAUCCUGCAACUGGGCACCUCCAUCUUUGCUCCCGUUGUCCUUACGAGGUCUGUCUUUUGUACCUGGCAGCCAGCAUAGAGAGAGAAACCUUUCUUAAUUUUUCUUGCUUUGCUGUAUUACCCUGGCUGUGUCUAAAUAAACAGGGUUGUGAUGGAAUUUACUAAAUCUUCAAUAUAAAUUUAAAAGGAAAUCAAGCAUCACAUAAAAAUGAUUAAACGCUGUUCUAGAUGGUUUUCAUGGUUUUAUUCCAGGGGCAUUGCUAGUGUCAAAUGAUACUUGGGGCUUUGGACCACUUCCCAAAGGUCCAAACGCUAUCCUUUAACACCUGCAAGAUAUGCCUCUAGACAUCACAUAGAUAAACACGCACACAAACAAAUACAUAAACACACAUUCACAGAUGCAUACAUAACAUAAACACACACUAAAAAUUAAAUAUUUGUUCAAAUAUCUCUACCUAUACCUUAUGCCACUAUGCUCUGUGUCGAGGGCGGGGGGGAAGCAAAUGGUCAAAUCAUGCAGGGUCUGUGACUGCAAGCUUCUAUAGCAAAUACAGAGUGAGUUAUUCGGGGCAAUGAGCUGCCUGCUCUGCCCUGUUCUGCUUCCUGAUCUCUUUAGCCCCUGAAUAUAUUGAGUGGUUAGAUGUAUAUGUAGUUCCUGAUUCUCUGUGGGUUACUGCUGCCAAGCAGCUCUCCCUCCCCUAUCUCUCCUCUAUCAAUGAUAGAGACCUGGGGGGUCAGGGAGGGCCGGACCGCCAAGCUGGAUGGCAGCAUGCACGCUAAGUGGGGACCAGUGGGGGUGAUCCUGGUCCUCACCCCAAGGCCCUAAAGAAGACAUGGCGGCUGAAGCUAGGGGGCCUAACAGCCAUGCCUAAGAUGGCGGACUCCAUGUGCACAGGAGACAUGGGGAAAAACAGCUCACUCCCCGCACUCACAGCUGACACUGCAACCCCUGCCUCCAGACCCUGCUAUACAGGGAAGCGGGAUUACCUUUACCCACUAACACAGCCACUCAAGUCAGCGAUGUCAGCGGCUGCCCUGGGGGGAUGGGGCUACACAACAGACCGGCCAUUGCCAUAUGGAGGUACCGAGUCUACCACCAAGCGUGUCACCUCAGCUGCGAGACAGACCUCCCACUCUGCCUGCAACAGCACGACCCCUGCAGCGGCAGCCGUGUGUGGAUGAUGCCGGACCCCCCAUCGCGGCUGACACCGGUCCCCAGGGGACCAAGCGGGACAAGCACUCCGUACCACAGCUGCAACCCCAGGGAAGCCGGCGAACGGCUCAGAGAGCGGCAGGGCUGGACUGUGUUUUGCUGCCUGUUCUGGUGGACACUCACCCACUGCUGCAUGAAACGGACAGAGCAGGUAUCAGAUAGCAGCGGAACUCCCCCUGUAUUUGAGGUCUCAGCAACACCACGACUGCUCCCCACUGAGGCAGCACUGGUAGUUCCUAACGGCCGGGAUGAAAACGGCAUUAAAGCGACAUCACAAGACCUAGCCUGAAUACCAAUUAUAACCAAACUACACUAGCCUGUUGGUAAAGCUACUGCUAUAUAUUUGCAUCAAGCAACCUUUCAUAUCUAGCAAGUAUUUUGUGCAUAAACUUAAUCUUGGUAAAGCGAAUAGAUGUGUAUGCUUAGCUUAAUCAGUUAUGCAAAUCAUCACUAUAUCAUUUUCUUGUCUUCCUCAUAUCUCAAACUUGUUUAAAAAAAAAAAAAAAAAAGUACAGCAUCUCGUGACUACCCAUACCAACUGUUAAUGAUGAUCUCAUGCGUUGAACAAGUCAGUGUUUAUGCCUGUAAUUUACUCUGCACUCAAAAAUAUAGACUUUAAAAAAAAAAAAAAAAAACGUUAUCUAUUAUAUCACUAAGCACUCUAAUGCUGUUCUCCUUACAGACUAUCCUGGUUUCCUCAAACUUUCACUGCACUGAAGAGAUUUUGACAAUAGUCUCUCUGCUGUCAGUGGACAGUGUUCUCCAUAACCCUCCUGCUAAACGUGAUGAAGUACAAGCCUCUAGGAAGAAGUUCAUUUCUAGUGAAGGUGACCAUAUCACUUUGCUCAACACAUAUCGCGCCUUCAAAAACCUGGGUAAAAAUAAGGUAAAAUCCUUUACAUUGUUUUGUAACAUUGUUCAGACAGUAUAUUUCCAAAAAGAUUAUUUAUAUCUUACCAAACUAUACCAAUGAAGCUAUAUUUACCAUUUGAUGGGACCAUUUUUCACCAGUUUCAGUUUUGAAAUUGUAUCACAUUUUUAUCAGGAUGGCAAAUGUACUUCGAUCUUGUUUUAUUAGGUAUAUACCUUUUAAUGUGUUCUACAUUUGUAAUUGUAGGAAUGGUGCAGAGAGAACUUCAUCAACUCCAGGAAUAUGCUGCUGGUUUCAGAGGUCCGUUCCCAGCUCAGGGACAUUUGUAUAAAGGUAUUUGCUCCCCUUUUCAUGUUGAUUUGUAUGCAUGUGUUUUCAGUACAAACAAACAUGUAUUCCAGAAAUCGGAACAUAACAGAAGAGUAUUAUGAUUGGACGGCUGCAAAACGUUCCUUAUGGUAUUUGUACGUUAAUUUUGAUGAUAACCAUUUGUGUCUUAUGCAAAUUUUUUCAUAUUACUUGUUUUUCUACAUUUAUUGACUAUUUUUGUAUUAUUUAUGUACAGAUGUGUAUAUACCCCUUUAUUCUCAGUAUAUAAACUUCUAAACAAGUUAUGUCUAACAUAAUCAGAUGUAAAGUAUAUUAACACAUCUCCCAUCCUACUUAACGAUGGGAGAUAUGUGUUAAAACAUCAUCUUGAUCUGUAAUAAUAAAUUCACAUAUGCUUUCCCCUUAAGUAAAUACAAUAAAAACUGUCAAGAAGCUUCUGUCGCUACCAUAUUUGGUUUUUAUAUCCAUGCCAAUACAGUGAAUCUGAUUUGUCUUUAUUUUACAGCUAUCAAUGCCCAUUGAGUCUUCAAGAACAGACACUCGAAAUAUCCGCCAGUGUCUGGCUCACGGCCUGUUUAUGAAUGCAGCAGAGCUGCAGCCUGAUGGAACCUACACCACAGUGGACACUCACCAACCUGUUACCAUCCAUCCUUCUUCAGUUCUUUUCCACUGCAAGCCAGCCUGUGUCAUUUACAACGAGCUCCUUCAUACAUCUAAAUGUUACAUGAGAGACUUGUGUGUUGUGGAUGCAGACUGGCUGUUUGAGACAGCUCCAGAAUAUUUCAGAAGGAAAUUAAAAAGUUGCAAGAAUUGAACAGUUAUUUUGAGAAAAUAAAGUGCACUUGUUAUUAAGAGAAAAGAGAAACUACUUUUAUCUCAGUCAGUAUUGGUAGAUCAUUGUUACACAGAUAAUUGAUGAUCUUGCUAAUGUUUUUAGCAAAUUCAAACUAGGAUCAGUUUAUGUUGAGCUGUGUUAUUUGAAAACAAAGUUCAAAAAGAUAUUGCAUGUUCAAAAAUAGUGACCUUAAGGGGUUAUCCCAACUAUCAUAACCCCUGUAGUGCUUAUAAUGCCAGGAGUCCCCUGGCCACGUUUCCCAGUAAUGGGGCAAAUCGUUUUUUUGCAAUUGGUUUUCCCUCUUACCUGGGUGUCCACUGGACGCCUAGGGUCCUCUCUAGCCAGUGAUGGUGCAUGCAGCUUCUGCGGAACCUGGGUGUCUGUCCCACGAGCCAUUCAUUGGCGGAGAAUGUCAGCUGACUACUCCCAGCCAAUGAAUUGAAAUAUGCACAGAAUUGGCAUUAGCCAGCCCGAAACUCUCAGGCUGACUAGUGACACCCCACAGGUACUACCAAGUUAAACCUCUUGCAGCAGAGAAGUUAAAUUCAGUGUGUGUAUUUUUUCAUAGCGAAAUGCUGUACAUACAGACUCCAAGUCAUUGAAGUGGAAAUGGUGCUCUGAGUAACUCCUUAAAACUAUGAGAAAAUCAAACCUACUUCUAGCCAUUUAGUAUUAAAUAACCUGAAGAGGGACUGCACAUUUAACAGUGCACUAAAUUAAAUCUCUUAAUUCCCAUCAUCAAUUUUGUUCUUAACCUUAUAUGCUGCUGCUGUAUAGUUAAUUGCAAAUGGAUUUCUAAAUCUAUUUUUAAGCUAUGUAUCAUAACUUAUAGUAGCACCAUUUACAUCUCUUGGCAUCCAUUCCUCUUAUUACAAGUCUAAUCCCCCUGCCUUUAGCAAUACAAGAUAUUUCCAAUUAUUUUUUUAUUCGUAUUUAAAUAAGUGAUGUUUAAAGAGUAUCAAUAUCAAACCUGAUUUAGAGGAGAGUAACAUUAAUUUCAUUUGUUUGUCUGUCUCUUAGCUCUCCUUGCUGUAAGAUGGCCUAUGUUAAGUAUAGUAUUAGAAUAUAUUUUAAGUGAAUGACACCCCAAUAUCUUAAAUGAGCUUGUCGCAUUCUAGAAUACUGGAUGACAAAAUUCUCAGAAAUAUUUGGGUGAAAAAAAUAUGCUUACAUAAAGAUCUUUUCUUCCUCCAAGAUGGGUGGUUACACACUUAGCUGCCCAGGGGCAGAGUAAUUGUGGUAAAGACUGCAAUGGUACUACAGUCAAAAUACAGAAAUAAAUAUUUGAAAAAAGUAAACCUAUGCAUAUGCUUGCAGUUUACCUAGGACAGUGUGGAUGUGGAAUUUUAUUUGAUAUGUGAUAUUUUUAAACAGAAAAAAAAAUGUUGUUAUGUUCAUGACUGGUGCACUUUAAAGCAUUCUUGGAUGUGUCACAAUCUCUAUUUGGAUAGCCCAAAACAACUCAUUUAAUUUGUGCUAGAGUUGGUUAGUUCUGUCUAACAGCAGUUUACCUUUAACAUUCUGGUAUACUUAUUGUGAAUUUUAUGAUUAUAAAUGUAAUUUCAGUGAUUAGCCAUUUAAUUUUUUUAAAGGUCUUACUCUUUUAUAUAAAUGCUUAUCUAUAUGUCAGUAGUAUUUUGCUAUACUGUAUUUGAUAGUAACAUAUCUUGCUAACUUUGUUUUUCCAUCUGAGGAACUAAUAUUGCUACAGAUCAAAGGGUUAAAACAUAGUCUUUGCUGCUCUCUAUUCUGUGUUGAUAAGGUGUGCUUGCCAGUUUACCCUGUAUACUAGCAGCUUACUGCAUGUCUGUGUAGGAGUAAAAAUAAUUCUUAGAUAACUUGUAAUAAAAGCACAGCCCCACAAUCGCACAAUUAAAGGAACAUUUAGUAAUACUGUUUACAGAAAAGAAUAAUCAUGGGUACAGAUUUCUCCCCCGCAAUGAAUGAUUUGCUUUCCGUGUCACUCAGCUUUCGGUUGGCAAAAUUCACUGAUUUGCAGGGUUUCAUCUACCUUCUUCUAAAAGCAGGUCUUGUUGCCCCUUUAAAGACCAAAACGUUAAAUGCAAGCGACUGUAUUUACAUGAACACGUUAAGUAGCCAGAAAAGUUCACAUAGUAAUGAAUGUGUGCCUUGUUGAUGUUUAAAAGUCAGUUCAUUUUAAAAGAAGAUUGCUCAGGGAUGAAUAUGUGUUUGGGCCUUUCGAAACUAUUAAAAAGAGAAUAUUGAUACAGUUCCACUUUCACAGUGUAACAUUCUCACGGCUGUUGAAUGAUGUGUGUUAGUGCAGAUGAAGCCCUUCCGAGUGUAGUUUAUCCUAUAAACUUACAACAAUUAUAAAAAUUAUUAAUAUUUUCAAUAAUUUCAUUAUUUAAUAAACAUUAAGAUGAAUUACUUAUUAAAUAUACCUGUAAAUUGCAUAUAGAAAGUAAAACAAUCUUUCUGUCUUUCUUCCAAUGCAUGCCCUGGUCGUUUGUGGCAAGAUUGAAUGGGACUGCGAUGGCUUUUAAGUUUUUAAUAUGCAUUUAGUAGAAAUCCGAACAUCAUCUGUAAAAUAAAUAAAAUGCUAUCACGAGUUAUAGGUGAUUUAAGUGUUUUAUGCAUUGACGUAGUUUCCUAGCGAAAACAUUUACCAUACACUUGUUUUUCCAACACUGGUAAUCAAGACUGAUCAGCUACAAUACUGCAGAUAUAAAUAUUGCACCACCUGGGCUAAUGCAGAACCCAGCUGGUGAGAACUUGUUGAACACUUUAAAUUCACUCACGUGCACUCAAUGAGUUUUAAUAAAUUUUGUGAAGUAUGCUCAAAAAGCAUUGACUGAUAGGCAUGUCAUGAUUUAUUUUCUUUAUACCUGCAAUAAUACAGACUUAUAGUAUAUUGUUCCUUGUGAUAAAUGUAUGUUGUGAAAAAAACUUGAGCAAUACGAGUAGGGUUACAUCUGUAAUUCUAUCGGAUUGCUUUUUAAAGUUGAUAACAUGUCUGCAAAUUACCAUGUGCAAAAAUUGAAUUCUAUGUUCUCUUACAUGGAUGAAUCACGUACAAAACAAUGUUCACUAAAGGCUAGCAGAGCUUUUCUAACAAUUCUACAAUUGGUGAUUCUGAAAAGCAGUGGUGCAUUCAAACAUGUUCUAGUGCAAUAAAUUGACAUAACAUUCUAUAAAAUAUUUUGUAUCAGAUUGGUUAUAUGAUGAGAUCAAUUGUAAACCAAGUCUUGAAUUUUGUAAAUGAUGAUGACGUUUUUCAUGGAUUAUUUCUAUUGAUUAAAUAUUAAAAAAUAAAGCUUAUAUCUGCUUAGAAGCCAUAUAGAUUUAAGCUAUUUAUAAUGAAAAAAGUGUUAUAUGUGGUCUCCUCAAUAAAAGGGUGCAUUGAAUUUAAAGUGGAAGGCCUGUCCUACAAUAUGUUUUUGUUUCACUCCAGUACAACAGAUGACAAAAGUAAAUUUAGUUUAAAGUAACAUAAAUAUGAGGAUAGUUAUACAA